UUCAAUCAAAAAUGCUUCCGAGGAGAGGAGAGAGGAGAGCUCGGCCGCCACUUCAACCCAUAUAUGAUGACUUCAAGCCGCCGGAGGAAUGGGUGCAGGAGCCCUCCGGCUAUAUCCUCCGUCUAUAUCUUCCCCAAGCAUUCAAGAAGGAGGAAUUGAAUAUUUCAUAUGACCAAACCGGGAAGAUAACGGUCCUGGGAACAAAGCAAGUGGGUGAACUCAGAUAUGCUAGGUUUCAGUCCUCUUAUAAAGUUCCACAAGAUUCAAACUUUGAAAAAAUUGGCGGAAAAUUGGAGAACAAUAUUCUUUCCUUAACCAUCCCAAGAAUCAUCAAACGUAAGCCUUCUGAAGAUAAGAAAGAAGAACCAGUAAUGGAAGAGAAGGCAAAGAUGGUUAUAGAAACAAGAAAGGAAAAGGAUGAAGCAAGAGUAGAGAAGAAGAAACUGUUAAUGGCAGUGGAGGAUAAGAAAGAAGAUACAGUGAUCAAAGAAAAGAAAGAAGAAUCAGUAAUGGAGGAGAAGGCAAAGUUGGUUACAAAAGCGAGGAAGGAAGAAGAUGAAGCAACAAUAGCGAAGAAGAAGCCAUUAAUGGUUGUGGAGGAGAGGAAAGAAGAUGCAGUGAUCAAAGAGAAGAAAGAAGAACCAGUAAUGGAGAAGAAGGCAAAGAUGGUUACAGAUGAGAGGAAGGAAGAAAAUGAAGCAACAUUAGCGAAGAAGAAACCUUUAAUGGCUAUGGAGGAAAGGAAAGAAGAUUCAGUUAUUAAAGAGAAGAAAGAAGAACCAAUAAUGGAGAAGAAGACAAAGAUGAUUACAGAUGCGAUGAAGGAAGAAAAUGAAGCAACAGUAGCGAAGAAGAAACCUUUAAUGGCUAUGGAGGAAAGGAAAGAAGAUUCAGUUAUUAAAGAGAAGAAAGAAGAACCAAUAAUGGAGAAGAAGACAAAGAUGAUUACAGAUGCGAUGAAGGAAGAAAAUGAAGCAACAGUAGCGAAGAAGAAACCAUUAAUGGAUGUGGGGGAAAGGAAAGAAGAUGUAGCUAUCAAAGAGAAGAAAGAAGACCAAAUAAUGAACGAAACAAUGCAGCGCAUUAAUGAGAAGAUGAAAGAUGAAGCAAAGAUGACAACAAUGGAGAUGGAAGAGAGGAUUACAGAAGCAGAACCCUUAACAGAACUGAAAGAAGAACUACGAACUAUGAAGGAGAGAAACGUAGAAGAGAGGAAAGAUGAAUCAAUAUUAAAUGAAAUGAAGAAAGCAUCAAUGGUGAAAGAGAAGCUAAAAGAAUCUGAAGAGAAAUCAAGGUAUUGUCAUGAGGCAGAAGUGGGGGAGAAGAAACCAGUACAUAAAGAAAAAAGAAAGCGAAGAUGGGUUUGGAAUGAAGAAGAAGGUAAGGGUUGGUUGCAUUGGAUAGAUAGUAGAUUUAUAGAAGAAGUGUUGCAUAGAGUUUACAAAAACAAAAAAUACAUUACUUUGGCUCUGGUGGCAUUCACAACUGGUUAUUUUAUCUCUCGGAAGCUGAGAAGAAGAGGAUGAUUAGGUGUAUAUGGUGGACAUGAGGCCUAAUAAAAUCAUUUUAUAUACUAAUAGACUGUAAUUAUUUGAUCCUAUUGCUCUACUUGUUCUAUUAUACAUAAAUAAAUGUAAGGAGUGGGUUAGGUGGUGAUAUUGGGUUACAUAU
This is a messenger RNA of Phalaenopsis equestris, 1671 nucleotides long. Its product is annotated as vicilin-like seed storage protein At2g18540. NCBI's taxonomy places the organism in Eukaryota, Viridiplantae, Streptophyta, Magnoliopsida, Asparagales, Orchidaceae. Bases 12 to 1526 code for a protein of 504 amino acids. The record is from RefSeq and is a predicted model, not a curated record. The transcript has 2 exons.